Messenger RNA from Lolium perenne, 2410 nucleotides. RefSeq lists its product as uncharacterized. The record is from RefSeq and is a predicted model, not a curated record. NCBI's taxonomy places the organism in Eukaryota, Viridiplantae, Streptophyta, Magnoliopsida, Poales, Poaceae.
CGACCACCGGGAAAUAUAAGAUCCAAGAAAGGCGAUGAGGCCAUUGACCAGGCCACGGCACGAGUUGUCGAGUCCUCGUUUGCCACGACGCAUGCUGGGCUACUGCAGCCUCAGACAAACGAACAAAACGACCUGACCACCGUACGUUGGCACACUAGCCACAUUUAGCAAACUCGUCGAUCAAGCCUGGCCAUUACGAUCGACCACGACGAGGUCGUUGGCAUGAGGGGCGGAGGAGGGGCCGGAGACAAGCCUCCGGCCAACGGCAUGCACGGCGGCGCGGCGCACGGUGCUUCCGGCGGUGUCAAGGCCAAGUCUUCCUUCAUCUACGGCAUCCUCCUCUACGUCGUCCUGCCCGUGCUAUUCAUGUACAUGGUCAUCGUGGCAAUCUCGCCGAUCUACAACCCGCGGUGCUCGCCGGAGGGCGCCGGCGCCAUGGUGCAUUUCGUGGUGGCCAACCCGAACGCCUCCUCGUCGAACAGCUCGACGAUGUCCCCACCGCCGCCGAUGGUGUCGGCGGAUGAGGCGCCCACGGGGCUGCGGCACAUCGUGUUCGGCAUCGGCGCGUCGUCGGCGCUGUGGGAGAGCCGGAAGGAGUACAUCAAGUUGUGGUGGCGGCCGGGGCGGAUGCGCGGGUUCGUGUGGAUGGACAAACCCGUGGAUGAGUUCUACUCCAAGAGCUCGCGCACAGGGCUCCCGGCGAUCAUGGUGAGCUCGGACACGUCCAAGUUCCCCUACACCCACGGCGCGGGAAGCCGGUCGGCGCUGCGGAUCUCGCGCAUCGUGUCCGAGAGCUACCGCCUGGGCCUCCCUGGGGUGCGGUGGUUCGUGAUGGGCGACGACGACACGGUGUUCCUCCCGGAGAACCUGGUGCACGUGCUGUCCCGGUACGACCACACGCAGCCGUACUACAUCGGGUCGCCGUCGGAGAGCCACAUCCAGAACCUCAUCUUCUCGUACGGCAUGGCGUUCGGCGGCGGCGGGUUCGCCAUCAGCCGCGCGCUGGCGGAGGAGCUGGCGAAGAUGCAGGACGGGUGCCUGCACCGGUACCCGGCGCUGUACGGCAGCGACGACCGCAUCCACGCGUGCAUGUCGGAGCUGGGCGUGCCGCUGACGCGGCACCCGGGGUUCCACCAGUGCGACCUGUGGGGCGACGUGCUGGGCCUCCUGGGCGCGCACCCGGUGGCGCCGCUGGUGACGCUGCACCACCUGGACUUCCUGGAGCCGGUGUUCCCGGCGACGCCGUCGCGGGCCGGGGCGCUGCGGAGGCUGUUCGACGGGCCCGUGCGGCUGGAUUCGGCGGCGGUGGCGCAGCAGUCCGUAUGCUACGACCCGGAGCAGCAGUGGACGGUGUCGGUGUCGUGGGGGUUCGCGGUGAUGGUGGUGCGAGGUGUGCUGUCGCCGCGGGAGAUGGAGACGCCGGUGCGGUCCUUCCUCAACUGGUACCGCCGCGCCGACUACACGGCCUACUCCUUCAACACGCGGCCCGUGGCGCGGCAGCCGUGCCAGAAGCCCCACGUGUACUACAUGCGCGAGUCAAGGAUGGACCGGCGCCGGAACGAGACGGUGACGGAGUACGAGCGCCACCGCGUGAAGCAGCCGCCGUGCCGGUGGCGCAUCGCCGACCCCGCCGCGCUACUCGACCACAUCGUCGUCCACAAGAAGCCCGACCCCGACCUCUGGAAAAGGUCUCCAAGGAGGAAUUGCUGCAAGGUGUUGUCGUCGCCGAAGAAGGGGAUUGACAGGUCGAUGACCAUCAACGUCGGCAUGUGCAGGGAGGGCGAGUUCGCCAAGGUUUAAUUAACUGGCAGGAAUUAGUGAGAUCUGUUAAACGGGAGAGGAGGGGAGGGAGAUACCGAGAUAGCGGCAGCGGGAGAGGUCCACUCGUGCGGUGGAGGAGCACGGCCGGCUUGACCUAGCAGAAACAAUGGUUUGAGCUGGACGUUGAUUGAAGAAUGGAAAACGGACGCACAAGGGUCUGGUCUGUUAAUACAGUAGCUGAUGCAACAGUCGUAGCAGAGGAUAGUACCUCUACUGUUCCAAUCAGGUGGACUUAGCCAUUUAGGUUUUGCGUAGGAACUAACAAGAUUUCACGAACAUAAGUUUGUAAGGGCGGCGCGCAUUUCGGUUAUGUUUGUAGAGUAUUACCGAACCCGAUCAAUGCCUGUAAUUGAACACUUGUACGAACUGUCGUAGAGUAAGCAUCGUGCACUAUCAUACCGUUAGUUACGAUAGCACACUAGUGAGAACGGCCAUAUGGAUGCAACUCAUGCGAAGGUCUUAUCAGCAAGGGAGUAGAUGAUUGUCUCCUUUGAGGCCGAAAUGACAAUGUACAACUAAGAGUUUGUCCGUUUCCAAUGUAGGUGUCGCAUCAGCAAUGGAUAACUCGGAAACACCAUUCGUAUUAUCA